GAGUCUUUUAUUUUGAGAACGAGUUUGUCCAAUGAGCGCCUGUAGAAAAUUAUACUUGGGAACCACCAGUCUCGUUUCAAGACAGACGGAAGCGGUCAAUCAAAGCAAAGUAAACGCAACGAUUGGGAAGGUGGCAUCGUGGUCAAUGAAUGACAUUGUGGCUGGCUGUGUUUCUAAGAAGGAAAAGGGUGGAGCCGAAGAAAUAAUGGCUGUCUUUCAGAGUCAAACCAGCUCUGAGUGAAAAGUUUCGUGCAGAUCUAGAUCUUUGUCUUCAAAAUGGCUGUAGAGGGAAGUGGAGACGUGAAUGUAUUUCUUUCUUCCUCGCUCAUGGGCUGUGGUUCGCAGAGGGAACCCCAAACAACAGCAGCGGCUACGACAUCUUCUUUGUUGACGUUUGCAGACAUGGUUCUUGCAUUGGACCAUAAGAGCACUGGCGAUUCGUUUGAACCCAAAUCGCUUCUCUUAGAUGGAUCUUCUGAAAGUGACCACACUUAUGCUUCGAAUAUUUCCAGGGUGACAACGAGAUCGAGAUCGCAAACCCCAGCUCAAAGAAUUGUGGCUGGAUUAGAAUUGCAGAUUGGAAACUCGGUCUCCAAGUUAAAACAAUGCCAUAUUAUGAGUGAUAGCGAGAGUCAUUCUCAUAGUCAUAGACCAUCGAAGGAAGUAAGUGACACCGAGAAGAGAAACAAUGAUUCUUCAAGAGUCAAAAGAAGUUCAUCGGUUGAAAAUAUUCAAUGUAAUUCUGGUCCAAGUACUGUCUCAACAUCCUCUGAGUGGCCUCAAGUUAUUUUGAAAAGUUCACCCCGAAAGUCUUGUUCUUUUGAGGAAUUUAGUAUCGAUCAUCAAUUUGCAAUGAAAUCGUCAAAAUCCUCUGAGAAUAUCCAAAGACCUGCUGUGUCACAUCAGCUUCAUCGAGUCGUGAAUGACACCCUGGAAUUCCCAUGCUGGCCUCGAAAAGCUGAUCAUACGUACGCCACUGCCACAUGGGAUGGCACUGCUGCUAGUCACAGUUUAUUUGAACAAGAAUUGAGACAAGAAGCUGAUAAACCAAGUCAGCAGGUGCAGGAAGAUCAAGAAAUGGAAUUUAUGGAGCCAGGUGCUCAGUGGAACAUGUGGGUCUCGAAACAAGAGGGUCGGUUGUCGUCAACAGAGACCGCACAGUGUGCCCCAUUGGCCUACCCUGCUACUGUCCUAAGUCAAAGGGAUGAUCACACCUAUGUCAAAUUUAAAGCGUUAAGCUCUCAGUCUCCUGUGCUGGGUCAGGAAAGUCAUGGUAACAAAAUAAUGCUGGAAGAGACCAGUACCUCUGUGAAACACGAUUUCUCUUCUGCAACGUUUCCCAGACAGAAAAUGCGAGAUGAUCACACCUAUUUUCACAGUGGGCUGAGUAAAAAAGGGGGCAUUGGGUCGGGAGGCAGGGAAUGGGCUAGUGUGCACACUGUGAUGGAUAUCUCAGGCCCCCAGGCUAGUCAGAUGGAGGAACAGAUUCCAAGUUUGCAUUCCUUCUCCAGAGCAUCGGCUAAAAAGGACCACAAUUAUUCGACUUCAGCAUGACCAUCAGUUGCAGCUUCAAUGCUUCGUAUAAAUUCCUGUUACCAGCUGUUGCCCUUUGCGUCUUUCAUUGCUUGUGAUGAGCUUCGAAGAGAGGAGAGAUGACCAAAAAGAACCAGAGCUGCCCACACUUGACCGCUUUUAUACAUAUACCUGGUCAACAUAUUCUCAAAGACAAAAGCUGCUGAGAACGGAAGAACUGCCGAUGUGCCCAGACUUGUCUCAUCUCUUAUCUGUAUAGAGAGCUAAAGACAGAUCAUUCUUCAGCAACAGCAGAGCUGUAAUCUUGAAUGCUCAGCAUAGCUCUGUGUGUUGCCAGUGGAAAAAUACACACAUCAGUCUCAUCUCAUUCUUGAGUUAGUGUGUGAGUGAGUGAUAUAUUUUGAGUUGCACACGCUGCUUACAAUCACUCAGUCAGGACUCAGUUUUGUCAAAAUUUCUGUUUUCUGUCAUAUUGCUUGAGGUCAAGAAAUAGUUUGCAUUUUGUUGGAGCUACUAGUGUCGCCUUUUUUUUUUUAAAUUGUGUACACACGUAUCUUCUAGAUUUUAUGUCUUCUAUGUCGUUGAUUUAACAUUGUAUAGUUGAUCAUUCAGUGAGUAAAGUAAACAACAUAAAUCUACUUCAAGUUCAAUCCAUGAUGCUGGUUUACAAUAAAAUUUAUAUAAAUUGUAAACCAGCAUCGUGGAUUAUAUUAUAACACUUUCAGUACUGAGCAAUUCAAGAACUACUACACAUAUUUCUUCCCCGAAGCUGAGAGUUUUUAAGCAGAAUUUUGGCUCAGAAGUUAUUGUAUGCCGUAACAUUUGGCUUCAUUGCUACUGACUCCAUUUGUUAACACUAGCAUUAUAGCUUUCUUAUUUAUUGUCAUACAAAAUUGGAGAAUGCAUUUUGUUCUCAAAUGCUUGAACAGAAUGUGAGUAACCCUAACUAGUGACCAUUUUUCAUUCAUUUGAGAGUCGUGUGUCAGUACUAAACAGUACCACUGUGCACAGUCUGUACUGCAUUCUCAUCAUAUUCACGUAAGCAAUCCCUUUGACUUUAAACAACAGUGUAUUUUAUAGUAGAAUGAUAGUGCACAGUUCAUGUGGAACUUUAUUGGAGGACUCGUUUUUACAAUGCAUACCCAUGAGUUAAAAUUGAAGCAGAAAAUUAACAAAAAUAAUAUUGUUGCAAAAUUCUCUUUUCACUUUCUUAGAAGAACAACGCUGUUUCGUUGCUUGGAUUUUAUCAUUUUCAGUUACUGUAAAACUUUAUUGUUAGCCUUUUGGUUCUAAGGAAGUCAAAACGGGCUCUUGUAAUGUUUUGACAGUUUCUGGACUAUAGUAAGUCAAUGAAUCUUUACAGUUUUGCUGUAAAACUCUUCAUUUCAAUGAAUAUUAAGGAUUUAGAUGUGGUUCUUAGUGAAUUAAAAUACAAUGAAGCAAGUGGAAAAUGAUAGAAAUAAAUUUCUGGUAUACACCCUUUCUUUUUGCAUGCUAAAUUUUUGGCAGUGACUCAUUAGUUUUGCACACUUAUAGCUGAGACAGAGAUGCUGCAGAGAAUGUGAUUCCUGUACAGUAUUCCUCUUGUACAAUAACGCUAAUUGUAGCCGUAAUAUGACAAAGUGUUUUAGGGCUGAAAUGCAGUGAUUCAAAGUAAUUCUUUUGGCUUUAUGUGGGUUACACCUUAUUCAGGAGCAUGAUGAUCAUAUUAUUAUAAUUUCAUCAGGUCAAGUUCCUUUGGUGGUUUUUCUUCUUGUGCCAUAAUAAUGCCGCAUUUCCAUUUUUGAAACCUGCUGUGAUGGGAAUGGAUUUAAUUACCCAAGUUGCAAUGAUGACGGUAGAAUUUUCUAAGACUAAGACGGUGUAUCACGCACUUUAUAUAGGAAACAGAAGGAUGUUGAAAAUGUUCGUCUUGUACGACUUUUGCUAUGGUACAUGAUACAUCAUGUAGAAAAAAUACAAAUGUACACGUACAUGAAUAUUAAGAAACAAACUUCAGGAACUGGAAAUUUGUUCGCAUGAUUUGAUGAUGAUUGUGCGUUGUGCAUGCUAGACUGUAUUAUUAUCAAACAGCAAGGUCUAGUGAAUUUUUGUACUCGCUCUUGACUGCAACCUUUCAACAAAAAUGAUAAGAAAUGAAUGGCUCCUUCUUUUGUUGUAAUAUCUCACUCUGAGACAUCUUCAAUGGAGUCAAGGUUUUCUAUGUGUCUUAUACUGGCAGAAAUGAAUGGCUCCUUCUUUUGUUGUAAUAUCUCACUCUGAGACAUCUUCAAUGGAGUCCAGGUUUUCCAUGUAUCUUAUACUGGCGUCUGUGGUGUAGUGAUUAGGCACUUUGCUAUUUUGCAUCUAGGAAACUGAGUUCGAUUCCAAGUGAGCAGAAUUUUUAUCGAACUCGUACUAUAGUCUUUCCGCUAGGAUGUUGUACCCGUCUUAGCUCGGGUUGGCCCCGACAGGCGUGGUCGAAGUCUGCCUCCUUUGUUCUAAAAUGUAUCAAUGGGGGCGUAAAACACAUACCUAUCAACUACAUUUUGUGUAACUUAUACUUAUAUGUAGUACAUGUAAACGUUAAAACAUCAGUGAAUGUGUGGAUGGACAAUUUAUUUCAAUGUCUUUCAUUCAUGUGCGAACAGUUUAUGUUUUUUGCAUUGUCAAAUUGGUGUGUACUUUUAUUAAGUUUUUAAUUUUUAUUCAUGAUCUUUUUGACAAAACAAUUUUUUUUUGUGAAAAAGAAUCAGACCUUACACACAAGUUAUUGUUUAUUGAAUUAGGGUUGUUUCACUUUGCCUGUGUACGGUACGUGGGAAUUUCAGUGAGUCAAUAGCCUACCAUUUUUCUUCUUCUUUUUUUUUAUUUCAUUCUUUCUCAGAAUGGACUAAGUCUGGCUUCAGGAUAAUUUCUUCCUUUGCCCUUCAACUCACCUUAGCCUGACAGUUUCAAGGGAUGAAGAAUUGAGAUUUAGAUCUAUUAAGUUUUGACUGGUCUUUGAAACUGCUUCUUUUUAGUUAUAAAGUUCUAUUCUUGUUUAGUUUGUCUUGUGUGUGUUUUUUAUUUUAUUAUUAUCAUGUGUAAUCACAAUAAUUUCUUGGCAGAGUAUUUGAAUGACUUUAAUUUGAACAAUUUUUUAUUUUUUUUGUCAUGUGCGAUUGUUGAUGAUGUUACAAAGGCAACAACAGAGUUCCUACAAUAGUCAGCAGAGAUCACGUUGCCGACACUUUUUAUUGGGAUCCUCAGACAUUGUGCCAUUCACGUUCUAUUUAAGUUUACCAGGUAUUUAUCUCAUUUCAUACUCAACUGACGUAUUCCAGUGGCUUCUUUGUGACCAACUCGCCCCUCCCAUACCCAAAUUGAUGUACCGGUACGUGUUAAUGGUGUAAUCCUGUGCUCAUGUAGACUAAAGCAUUUUGUAUGUUGUGAUGCGCAUGCUGUUUGGAAAUGUACUAUUUUGCAGUUUACAAAGACAUUAUUGGGUCUGAGGUUUCCAUACAUUUUCUAGGCAAAAUUGCAACACGAUUUGUGUUGAUUACGAUGGCACUACGGAAUAAAACAGUUGAAAAAGUGACUGAGAAUGGAGAAAAGAUUCUGUUUAAAUGCAUAAAACAAAUAGUAUUCUUCUUCCAUCUAAAGCAAACGGCCGUUCUGUAGAGGUGCGUGUGGACUGAAAAGGCUAUGCAUGUUCAUAAUAAUUAACUUGUUGUAAGUGUAACAUGAAUUUAUUUCGGUUGAGAUUAAGAGAGCAUCAAACUUUGCUUGUUAUGUUGUGAUGUUUAUGUGAAAUGGAUUCAUCAGGCCCCCAGCUUGACACGUUUCUGUUUGCGGUCUGCACUUUAUGUAUUGUAAAAAUGAUUUAUAUUGUGUUUUUUUACCACAAGGAGUGUAUUAUUAUUAAUUAUUACAUUCCCCAUACAAACGACUUUUGAAA
Molecule: messenger RNA, 5452 nt
Organism: Aplysia californica (California sea hare)
Lineage: Eukaryota; Metazoa; Mollusca; Gastropoda; Aplysiida; Aplysiidae
Exons: 2
Coding region: 277-1554 (425 amino acids)
Source: RefSeq, a predicted model, not a curated record